Messenger RNA from Piliocolobus tephrosceles (Ugandan red Colobus), 790 nucleotides. RefSeq lists its product as uncharacterized. Lineage: Eukaryota; Metazoa; Chordata; Mammalia; Primates; Cercopithecidae. The transcript is spliced from 4 exons. Bases 1 to 747 code for a protein of 248 amino acids. The record is from RefSeq and is a predicted model, not a curated record.
AUGGUAGAAACGUACGAGGAAAAGGGAAAGGUUUAUUCUUUUCAGAACAAGGUCACUGAAAUUCAGGACCAUGCCAGGGCAAUCUACCCGGGGAGGUUUUGGGGCGGAGGACCGGGAGGACUGCGCCCAGGAGGGUGGCCGGCCACAGGAGGAGGGCUUGGGUUCGAGCUGCUGCAGCUGGGUGGCCGGCGCCGCGGCGACCCCUCCCCCGCUCUCCCUGGCCGCCGCCCCCUCCUCCUCCCGCCGUCCUCCUCCUCCUCUUCCUCCUCCCUGUCCCCCAUCCUCCUCCCGGCCCCCGGCAGCUGCGGCUCAGGGAGCAGCCGGCGGCGGCGCCGCGGCCGCGCAGCCUUUGUCUCGGGCCGCCGGGCGCGCGGGGCCCAGCGCAGGCAGGCCAUGCGGGGACGGAGGAGGCAGAGGACGGGCAGUGAUGGAGAAACAGGAGAGGAGCCGGCCAAGCGCCACCGUCACCACCAUCACCAACCACCACUACCAUCACCAUCACUGACUGUCGCCCAUCCCAGCUCCCCUGCCUCACCUCCCAUCUCAUAUCCCUGUGCAGUGCCAACUUUAUCAGAUCAUCUCCUUUUCACUGGGCCCCAGGGACGGCUGACCAGUCAGAACAAACACAGCGACAGAGCCCCGGCACUGUUGGGAAGCCCAGCACCAGAGGGCAUGAACCUUCUUAGGAGAAGUAAAACUUACAAAAAACAAGUUCUUAAACCCUCCGCCUUUUCCCCUAUUGGUUAGAAAGUGAAUCUUGAACUUCUGUGUUUUAUGUUCUAGUCUAAUA